CAAAGGGCUGAAGGCUCCUCUGUUUGCCCUUGGCCCAGGGCCUCCCAGAGGUACAGAUGGUACACUGGGCUGGCCAUGCAGCGCGUUGGGCACGUUGCCGCAAUGCUCACCUCUCUCAGUUUGCUCGGCAGGUGAACCUGGGUUUGCAAGGCCACCGCGGCCUUGCCAGCUGCCCACCACUGACGCGUAUUUGCGCUGAGCUGCGGCCAGUGCAAGGCUUCGUGGAACAACGCGCAAAGACGCCAGGCACCCUGAGCCGUAUCCUGUCCGGCGAGAGCCUUGAGCACUUGGAUGGGGCAGUCUCUCAACAGGUCGUUGCAGAUCUCUUGGAGACCGUCAUUGCUGCUUCUCUUGGCAACGGUGGAUGCUCCUUAUCAGAAAUCUUCGACAUAGGCAUGACUUGUGGAUGCCUUCACUGGACAUGUCAAAAACCAACAGCAUCAAGGUCGCUAGGUGCAAGCUUCGCGUGAGUUGACAGCUGUGCCACAGUUUUCAGGGAGACCAGAGAAUCAAUUGGGAG
This is a messenger RNA of Cladocopium goreaui, 520 nucleotides long. The record is from the annotation of a GenBank genome assembly. NCBI's taxonomy places the organism in Eukaryota, Dinophyceae, Suessiales, Symbiodiniaceae.